CCUCCUCCUUCCUCCGCCCGCCGCCGCCCGCUCCCCAGCUGCUGCUUGCUGUGCCCGCUCUACUCCCCUCCCCUCGCACCUCUCCCACCUGGAGCCUGUCCGCCCGGAUCGGUCGCCUCGGCGUGGGGGAAGCGGACCUGGUGGCUGGUGGGGCGGAAGCGUUUGGACUCGGGUUCAGCCACGGAUGCUCUGACCGCCUCUCUUACCUUUAACCACUUUUGGAAUAGAGGAUGGCAUUCCCUGUGGAUAUGCUGGAUAAUUGCAGUCAUGAGGAAAUGGAAAAUUCUGCUGAAGAUUACAUGUCAGAUCUCAGGUGUGGGGACCCUGAAAAUCCUGAAUGUUUUUCUCUUCUCAAUAUUACGAUUCCUAUUUGCCUGUCAAAUGUAGGCUUUGUACCUCUCUAUGGUGGAGAUCAGACCCAGAAAGUUCUUGCUCUUUUUGCACCCGAGGACUCACUCACAGCUGUGGCACUUUACCUUGCUGAUCAGUGGUGGGCUAUUGAUGAUAUUGUGAAAACAUCUGUCCCUUCUAGAGAGGGACUUAAGCAGGUGAGAACUCUUGGGGAGAGAGUGGUUCUGUAUGUUCUGAAUCGAAUUAUUUAUAGAAAGCAGGAAAUGGAGAGAAAUGAGAUCCCAUUCCUGUGUCAUAGCAGUACUGAUUAUGCUAAGAUUCUGUGGAAGAAAGGAGAGGCCAUUGGGUUUUAUUCAGUUAAGCCUACAGGAAGCAUAUGUGCCUCGUUUCUUACCCAAAGCUACCAACUGCCAGUUCUUGAUACAAUGUUCGUAAGAAAGAAAUAUAGAGGCAAAGACUUUGGGCUUCAUAUGCUGGAGGACUUUGUUGAUUCCUUUACAGAAGAUGCACUUGGCUUGCGGUAUCCACUGACUUCUCUCAUGUACAUAGCUUGCAACCAGUACUUUGAAAAAUAUCCAGGAGACCAUGAACUGCUUUGGGAAGUUGAAGGUGUUGGACACUGGUACCAGAGAAUACCAAUCACCAGAGCAUUACAAAGAGAAGCAUUUAAAAUUACGGCAGUUUCUCAAAAUGAAACUAAAAGACCUGCGUCUGGAGAAUAUGGUCUUGCAUCUGUUCCAGACUAUGAAGCAGGAGCUGAAGACAGUCUGUCUAGUGAGAUGCAGCUAACUAUUGAUUCUCUAAAAGAUGCCUUUGCAAGUACUUCUGAAGGUCACGAUAAAACAUCUGUUUCCACUCGUACUCGAAGUAGUCAUUUAAAGCGGCCAAAGAUUGGAAAACGGUUUCAGGAUUCUGAAUUUAGUAGUUCUCAAGGGGAAGAUGAAAAGACUCCCCAGACUUCACCUACAGCUUCAGUGAACAAAUUGGAGUCUACUGCACGAACAUCAGAGAGCUCAGAAGAAUUCUUGGAAGAAGAACCUGAACAGAGUGUUAUUGAAUUUGAGGAUGAAAGUAGUGAUAAAAAUGUUCGACCAGCACCAGAAACCCAGCCAGGCCUGGAAAAGCAAGAAGGUGAAAAGGAAUCUGAAUCAGAGCCUAUGAAUGGUGAGAUAAUGGAUGAUACUCUUAAGACUUCACUUAUAACAGAAGAGGAGGACUCCACUGGUGAAGUUUUAGGUGAAGAAUUAAAAUUGCAGUCUUUUAAUUCCAGUGAAGACUCUACGAAUCUUGUUCCACUGGUGGUAGAAUCUUCAAAAUCUCCUGAGGCUGUUGCACAGGAUAAGACUUCACAUGUAACUGACUCAGAAAUGUUGCUAUAUGAAGGCCCAUCUGAUGACAAGGGGCACACUGAAGAGAGGCUGCCUCUAGUUUCAAGAAAGAAAGCACAUUUUGGGAGUUCAGACAAUGUGGCUACUAUCCCAAAUGAAGAACGGUCCGACAGUGGUUUUCCAAACUCCGUGAUAACUGAAUUUGCUGAAGAAUCAAUUCCUGAAAAUGUAUCACCCAACACUACUGCCUCAUUGGAAGACCAGGGUGAGGAGGGGGUAGCCGAGCCCCAGGAGACAUCUCCAGCUCUUCCUCAGAGCUCUUUAAUAGAGGUUGAACUUGAAGAUGUGCCAUUUGCACAGAAUGCAGGACAGAAGAAGCAGUCAGAGGAGCAGUCUGAAGCAUCUUCUGAGCAACUGGAUCAGUGGACACAAUCAACAGAGAAGACUGUGGAUAGCAGCUCAGAGGAGAUAGAAGUGGAAGUGCCUGUGGUCGACAGGCGGAAUUUAAGAAGAAAGGCCAAAGGGCACAAAGGACCUGCGAAGAAGAAAGCCAAGCUGACCUGAAUGAGGAAGAAAUGCGGAUGAUAAAUCCUCUUCUUUGUAACAUAAUUGUUGUUUUUAAAAUAUGGCAGUUAAUAAAUAGCAUGGGGCACAGGACAAAAACUCCAAAUUUUCAAUUUGAACUUAUUUAUGAUGCCGCUUUUCCCUCCCCUGUAGGACCUAGGAUUCACCGUUCUUUUUAAUUUUUCAGGCUAUUUUGUGUAAAUACAAUUUUUUUUUAUUUUUAUUAACCAUGUUUCGAUUUUGGGAAACCAGAUCAUACUAUAUUUUCUUUAGCAGUUGGGGA
This is a messenger RNA of Eubalaena glacialis (North Atlantic right whale), 2526 nucleotides long. It is a transcript of the gene FAM169A, whose product is annotated as family with sequence similarity 169 member A. The transcript is spliced from 13 exons. Lineage: Eukaryota; Metazoa; Chordata; Mammalia; Artiodactyla; Balaenidae. The coding region runs from base 231 to 2243 and encodes 670 amino acids. The record is from RefSeq and is a predicted model, not a curated record.